Molecule: messenger RNA, 966 nt
Organism: Yamadazyma jaroonii
Lineage: Eukaryota; Fungi; Ascomycota; Pichiomycetes; Serinales; Debaryomycetaceae
Source: the annotation of a GenBank genome assembly
AUGUCAUCAUUAGAACAAUUAAAAGCUACCGGUACCGUUAUCGUCACUGACACUGGUGAAUUCGAAUCAAUUGCCAAAUAUAAACCACAAGAUGCUACCACCAAUCCAUCAUUGAUCUUAGCUGCUGCCAAAAAACCAGAAUAUGCUAAAUUAAUCGAUGUUGCUGUUGAAUACGCUAAAGAUAAAGGUACUACUAAAGCUGACAAAGCUGCUAUCGCUUUAGAUAGAUUAUUAGUUGAAUUCGGUAAAGAAAUCUUAAACAUUGUCCCAGGUAGAGUUUCAACUGAAGUUGACGCUCAAUUAUCAUUCGAUAAAGAUGCUACCGUCAAAAAAGCUUUAGAAAUUAUUGAAUUAUAUAAAUCAAUUGGUAUUUCUAAAGAUAGAGUUUUAAUUAAAAUUGCUUCAACUUGGGAAGGUAUUCAAGCCGCUAAAGAAUUAGAAGCUAAACACGAUAUUCACUGUAAUUUAACUUUAUUAUUCUCAUUCUCCCAAGCUGUUGCUUGUGCUGAAGCUAAAGUUACUUUAAUUUCACCUUUCGUUGGUAGAAUUUUAGAUUGGUACAAAGCUUCAACUGGUGAAACUUACACUCAAGAAACUGAUCCAGGUGUUUUAUCAGUCAAAAAAAUCUUCAACUACUACAAAAAAUACAAUUACAACACUAUUGUUAUGGGUGCUUCAUUCAGAAACACUGGUGAAAUUAAAGAAUUAGCUGGUUGUGAUUACUUAACUGUUGCUCCAAAAUUAUUAGAAGAAUUAAUGAACUCUACUGAAACCAUUCCAAAGAAAUUAGAUAUUGCUUCAGCUCAAACUUCUACUGAUGAAAAAGUUAGUUACAUUGAUGAUGAAUCUGCUUUCAGAUUCGCUUUAAACGAAGAUGCUAUGGCCACUGAAAAAUUAUCUCAAGGUAUCAGAGGUUUUGCUAAAGAUGCCAAAACUUUAUUAGCUCAAUUAGAAGAAAGAUUUUAA